This is a messenger RNA of Brassica oleracea var. oleracea, 2591 nucleotides long. RefSeq names its product serine/threonine-protein kinase-like protein CCR2. Lineage: Eukaryota; Viridiplantae; Streptophyta; Magnoliopsida; Brassicales; Brassicaceae. The transcript has a single exon. Gene Ontology annotation, biological process: protein phosphorylation. The record is from RefSeq and is a predicted model, not a curated record. Gene Ontology annotation, molecular function: ATP binding; protein kinase activity. The coding region runs from base 77 to 2440 and encodes 787 amino acids.
AUAAACAGCUCACUUCCGUUAUUAUUAUUUAUAUUAUAAAACAAUUUAAAAUAAACCAAGAACUGCAUUCAUUAACAUGUUCACUCAAUCACCUCCCUCAGAUCGAUUCUUUUUCCUCAACCUUCAUCAACUCAAAACCUCAGAAAUGCAGAUAAUCAUCUUCUUCCCCUUCCUCUUCAUCACCACUUCACUUCUCAUCACCGUCCAUGGCUACGGCUCGACGGGAACCAUCGCCGCAGCUUUCGGUUCAAACGGGUUCUUCUGCGCCAUCGACGCAAGCGGGAAGCAAGAAGUCAUCUGCUGGGACAGAGGCAACACGAACCACUCUCCCGGAGAAAUCUCCGGUUACUCACCUCCGGCGAUGUCUUCUCUCUCCGGCGGCGAAGGCUUCCUCUGCGCCAUCACCUCCAACACCUCGCGUGCCUUCUGCUGGAACCUUCAAGAUCCUUCUCAAAACCUCGUCCCGAAAGCUUUUCAGUACAACUCUUACUCGAGUAUCGCUUCCGGUAACAACCAUGUCUGUGCUAUAAGUGGGUUGUACUACUCAGGUCCUGACUACGGUCCUGUCCAUUGCUGGGAGUAUACGGACACAUCUGGUGUUCUCUGGAACUCGUCUUUUCAUAAUCCUUACAUAGACACUCUCAUGUUUCGUAAGAUUGUGUCGGGAGAUGGGUUUACUUGCGGUGUUACUAAAGAUGGAGAGUUGGUCUGUUGGGGACCAAAGUCAAACGGUUUGGGUCUCUCCGACAAGGGAGAAGGGUUUGAGGUUUUAGCUUCCGGGAGAAACUCUGUUUGUGGUGUCUCUAAAGAGUCAGGUCAGCUUCAGUGCUUCGGAGAUGAGACGGAGUUUGGAGAAGUACCGAACCGGGUCCGGUUUAUUUCUCUUUCAGCUGGUGCUGAUCAUUACUGUGGUAUCAGAGAGGAUGAUCACGGGGUUGCGUGUUGGGGAAGAAACGUGAAUUCUUCCUCUUCAGCUCCUAACACUUCAGGUUUUGUUGCGAUCUCGUCUUCAGAUUCAACUACGUGUGGUGUUAGGGAGCUUGAUCUGGUUCUUGAUUGCUGGAGAGUUCAUGAUUCUACUAAACCGGAUUAUAGUCCUCCUCUGGAGCUAUGCAGCCCCGGGGUGUGUUCCCCUCGUGGUAACUGUGGUGAUGGAUGGUUUGCUUUCAACGCAAGUAUCUUAAAAGAGUCUGAGCUCACGAGCUUGUGCUCGUUUCAUGACCUAAACAUUUGCUUACGCUGCGGGGUUGAUUGCUUGGAAGGCUACUUCCCUUCGAGUGGUUGUAACCCUAACGCGGACAGGGUCUGCACUCCUUGUUCGUUAUGUCAGAACAGUUCUUGCUACGGUGUAUGCAAGAUCCCUGCCGAGAAAUCGCGUAAGCACGAGCAGAGAGAGGUGAGGAGGCUUGUGAUCAUCAUUGGAUGCUCUGUCUUGGGGUUCUUGGUUAUGUUGGUUGGUCUAUCUUUCAUUCCGAGGAUGACUAAAGGCAGUAAAAGAGAUGAUGAAGAGAGGAGUAGGAUGACUUGUUGCUUUUGUUUCGACAAGAACUCUGUCGAAGCUGAUCCUGAUCCUGUUCCUCAGACGGGGCUUCUCCCGAGCGCUGUCUCCCUAGGGGAGACCAAGAUCUUCCGUCUCUCGGAGCUGAAGGACGCGACUCACGGGUUUAAAGAGUUUAACGAGCUGGGGAGAGGUAGCUUCGGGUUUGUCUACAAAGCUGUCUUGUCUGAUGGGGUUCAAGUCGCGGUCAAGAGAGCCAAUGCUGCGACCAUUAUUCAUUCCAACAACCGAGGUUUCGAGUCCGAGUUAGAGGUUCUUUGCAAGAUCAGGCAUAACAACAUUGUAAAUCUUUUGGGAUACUGCUCGGAGAUGGGUGAAAGGCUUUUGGUUUAUGAGCACAUGCCGCACGGUACGCUCCAAGAUCAUCUCCAUGGAGACCUUUCUCAGCUGGACUGGAGCAUGAGGUUGAAGAUUAUGUUGCAAGCUGCAAGAGGGCUUGAUUACUUACACAACGAGGUGGAUCCUCCGGUGAUUCAUAGAGAUGUGAAGACGUCUAACAUCUUGUUGGACGGCGAAAUGUGUGCAAGAAUUGCUGAUUUUGGAUUGGUUAGCUCGAGUGAAAGAGACUCAAGCAAGAGUGAUAGAGAAGGUGAUGUUUAUGACUUUGGUAUUGUUCUUCUUGAGAUGCUAAGUGGGCGGAAAGCUAACGAUAGAGAGUCUGAUCCUCCCGGGGUCGCGGAAUGGGCUGUUCCUUUGAUCAGGAAAGGUAAAGCUGCCGCGAUUAUCGAUAGGAACAUUGGUUUGCCUAGAAAUGUUGAGCCGUUGCUUAAGUUGGCUGAGUUGGCUGAGCUUGCUGUGAGGGAGAAUCCGAGCGAGAGGCCAAGUAUGAGAAAUCUAUUGAGCUUUCUUGAUCUUAUUGUCAAGACUGGACUCACCUUUUAAUUUGAAGAAGCGUUACAAAAUGUGAAUUAUAUUAUCAGCCUUGUUUUUUUAUGCUUUUGUUACAAAAUUGUACAAUUAUUGAUUAAUUAAAGUAAUAAACUGAGAGAUUUCUUUGUCAAAAUGUAUUAGAAAGUGAUCUUAGUAAUGUUAA